CAAACAUUUUAGACAUCUUUGAUUAAAUUUUUGUGCUGCUGGUUAAUGAGACUUUAAAAUGAACUAUGACAGAAACGUAAUGAGUGGGUGUUUUAUUUAAAUUUAUUGUUUUUAAAGGUUCAGUUUUAAGUAAAUAUCCUUUCUUACUACCUUUUUAUUUCGGUGUUAUUUUAAAAGUGACGUCAUGUGAUUGCGCUUUCAUGGAGUACCAUUUAUUUAAGGUUUCUUUCCGUUAUGAUUCUUUCUCAUCGCUUUGAUUCACAAAUAUGAAUUAUCUAUCAGUUCAAAAUACCCAAAACAGCUUUAUGAAACCACACAACACCUUCCUUUUAUCAGAAACACCUUCGAAAACCGCAUUCAGCGAUAACAGACAGUUCACCGAAAACAACAAUCAGUUGUCUCCGAAUGGGCAAGAAAAGACGCUGAAAGAACUUUGGUCCAAACACAAAAUGAAAAUGAGCCAGAGCCAAAUCAAAAGCGAUCCGAUCGCCGGAAAUUUCGACAAUAUUAAAAUGACCUGGGAGGUGGAGAAGGCGAUCGACACGGCCGUUGUUCCCGAGGUGGCGCCGAUGCCGGAAAAAUUGGAAAAACUGGAAAAUUUGCCGGCGAUAAAGCGCGAAAUCGAAGAUGUCCAGGAGCAAGAGCAGAGUACCAAAGAAGAAUCGCCUUCUCAUCACGCCAGGCGGCCACCAAAUGCCUUUUUGAUAUUUUGUAAGAAGCACCGACCAAUUGUUAGAGAUCGAUUUCCGAAUUUAGAGAAUCGGGGGGUUACGAAGAUUUUGGGGGAAUGGUGGGCGUUGCUGAACAACGUCGAAAAACUGCCAUAUAAUGAUUUAGCUAAGGAGUACAAAGACGCCUUCUUAUCGGCCAACCCGGACUUCAGAUGGUACAAAUUACCCGCUCCACCUCUCCGAACGCUAUCCACUCGACCUCUGACCUUUCCAAAACCUCACCCAUCCAUAUCUAGUCCUUCCAGCGCCCCAACUACCACCACCGUUACCUCCGCUCUCUCCGAAUUCACGCCCGGAAAGUUGGCCGACGAAUCGCAGCUCGGCGGACUCACUUCCCUCAUGAACAAUUUCGUUUCCAUGCCAAAGACGGAGCCGGAGAGUAAUAACAAUAUUCCAAAGAUGGAGGAGGCAUUGAUCAGUCCUGUUAAUACUAUCAUAGUCAGCAUGCCGCCGAAGCCUAUCAAGAAGCGGUUCGUGGAGUAUCACGAAGUCAGUAUCAAGGGGUGUGCCAGGAGCAUUUUAAAUGAUGAGGAUGUUACUCAGGAUUCGGGGAAUGCCGGAAGUCAGACUAAUGAAGACUGUUCCGCUAAAUACCAGGACGACUCCUCAGAUCAAAACGGUACAAGAGAGCCUAGAAAAUCCGAACGUAUGUGCAAGGGUAAACGCUAUGAAAUUUUUAUGCUGGAAGGCAAACUUCUCGGCAACAAGCGUGAAACCUCGAAAUUCGUGCAACAGAGACAAACCCGCUCCGAUACCAAAAUGGAAAUCGAUCUUAACUCAUUAAACAACAACAAUAAUAUUAAACCAGAAACACCAAAGCUAGAUUUAGGAAAUACUAUAAAGCGCCUCGCCGAACGCACCAACAUCAAAAUCGACUUCGACAUCGAGCUACGAGAACCCCAGGUCGAAGUCAAGCGCGAACGCAGCAUAUCCGAGACCUCAGAAAGCGGCGGGAAAACCUUCCCGCCCAAUUUCAACCUAGACUUAAGGAUAUCGAAUCUUCCGAGCUUGAGCUACGACGAGUUCUGGCAGCGCAAGCGCGACAGCAAAAAAAGGAAAGCCAGAACCAAAUCGGAGGGCGAGCACCACCACCGCAAAAAAGUUCAAAAAUUGAACAAAGAUUCGCAACUAGUUGGGUCCAAAAAAAGAAAAAACAAACAAAGCAUCACUCAUUUAGGUAACAAAGGUAAUUCAAGCGGCAUUAGCGGCGACUUGAUCGGUUUGGCAACGUUGGCCGAAGUAGCCGCUAAUACUGAGAAAAUUAACGAAAAAAUCUCAGAGUAAAUUUUGAUAGUAUUAUAGGUGUUAAAUUCGAUUUAUAGGUGA
Messenger RNA from Psylliodes chrysocephalus, 2057 nucleotides. The record is from the annotation of a GenBank genome assembly. NCBI's taxonomy places the organism in Eukaryota, Metazoa, Arthropoda, Insecta, Coleoptera, Chrysomelidae.